UGUGCUGCUGCUGCUAUUCUUAAAGGAGACGCAUCCUAAACAAACCUAGUCUCAUCCAAGGAAAUAUGAGGUUUGCUAUAGCUUUAAGAGGUAAAUAAUGCGCAAUGUUUGUAAAAUAACAUUCCUCAUACAGCGUAACUUUUUUAUUAAUAAGCUAGCUAAUGAAAUGCCUGCGUAGUGACCGAAAAUUUACUCUUGUCCGAGCUAACAAAACUUGCUCCCACUAGGGCCCUCUAUGUUGGUCUUAAAUUUUCUAUGUUCACAACUUAGUAGUAAUAAAAGUCUGUAAAGGUCAUAAUAGUUAAAUAAGAGCGGCAUGGAUUCGGAGGAAGACGAGGUUUCAGGUACUCGUCCUGGGUUUGAGACAGCCGGAGACUCCGAGCAGGCCCCUAAACCAUCCACGGACUCGGUUAAACCAUCGAGAGGGAGAAGAGGACGUAAAAGCCGGAUGAAUACCGCAGUGACCUCCUCGGACUUUGGUGACUCUCGGUCUUGCACCGGAGGUUCUGUGCGUGUUUUGCGAGCCAGGCGAGCUGUACCUGCCACAACUACAGAGUCCAAGACUGCCAUUGGCAAGAAAAAAACAGCAAGUCUGCUUCGUGGACGUGGUAGAUCUGCAGGAUUCAGUUCCAAAAACUCACCUGUCACACAAACCGCCAUUAAGAAAUCCACAGCCAAAAAAGCAUCCAAACACACUCUCGGACCAAAGCUGUCCAAGUCUAGAAAGGGCACAGGGAGACCUCCAACCGGAGCCUCACAACCCACGCCAGCAGCAGCAUGCAAGCCUGAAGCAGAGAUGGAGGCUUCACCAUGUGGAGAGGAAACAGGUGCUUUGAAAGGAAGCGAUGAUGACCUUGCAGAUCCAGACGUGGCUCUCAACGAGGACCGUCCAUUCAGAGAUGACCCAGAGGACCUCAUCCAUAAACCCGAGACAACGACACGGCGUACAACAUUACAACAAAAGGAUGUCAAAAAAGAGGAGUCAGAAGAGGAGGAAGAAGACAACGGCAUUAAAAAGGAAGAAUCAACCGAGAGUGUUGCGCUGAUUGAGGAUAGAUUGGGUGAUAACACAGAGCCAACCAGGAAGCGAGGUAGACAGCACAAAGAUGACAAAGCACCUCGGCAGCCAAAACGAAGGAAAAAGCCCCCAGUGCAGUAUGUCCGCUGUGAAAUGGAAGGCUGUGGUACUGUCUUAGCCCACCCGCGCUACCUACAGCACCAUAUAAAAUACCAGCACUUGCUAAAAAAGAAGUAUGUGUGUGAUCACCCUUCAUGUGGACGCUUGUUUCGUCUGCAGAAGCAGCUGUUGCGACACGCAAAACACCACACAGAUCAGAGAGACUACAUCUGUGAGUAUUGUGCUCGUGCCUUCAAGAGCUCCCAUAACCUUGCUGUGCAUAGGAUGAUCCACACAGGAGAGAAGCCAAUACAGUGUGAGAUCUGUGGCUUCACCUGCCGUCAGAAGGCCUCCCUAAACUGGCAUAUGAAGAAGCAUGAUGCAGAAGCCUCCUACCAGUUCUCUUGCUCCAUUUGUGGCAAAAAGUUUGAGAAAAAGGACUCUGUUGUUGCCCACAAGGCCAAAAGCCACCCCGAGGUGCUCAUAGCUGAAGCCUUAGCAGCUAAUGGGGGCUCAGUAAUAAACAGUCCCACCCUGGUCCCAGAGAUUGUCCCUGUGCUCACCCAGCCUGACCGACCCUCUGUCAGCCAGGAGAGCCAGGAAGCGUUGGGUGGUACACUCACUCCGCUGCAGCAGGUGGUGCUCCCGCUCGCUCCACAGACUCAACUAGAUGUAUCUCAAGGCCAGUUCCUCCAACUGCCAACGCAUCAUGUGGUGCAGGUAGCACACCAGCAGGAAGCCCCUACCUUGCUGCACCUCACCACUGCUACUCCUGCUCACCUCUCCAGCAACAGCCAACCCCAACUCAUCCAGCUCCCCACCCUUCCAGCCAGCACUGUCACAUCCAUGACCACUGCAGACUCCCAGAGCACCCUCCUCACCCUGAGCUCCGUCACCACCCUGGCUCCUCAGCAGGCAGUGCAGUGGGGCAGGGAGUGUGACGAAGUUGCACAGAUGCCCGGAGAGGGUGAGCUGUGGGACAGGGUGAUAGUGGGAGGGGGUCAUCAGGAUGUUGGGGAAAUAAUGUGGGAGAGCAACAGUGAGAGGAGGAAGGAAGAUGAAGGGAUUGUUUGGGAGCGGGAAGGAGAGAGACAGAUUCUUUUAGAGUGUGCAGAGAUUCAUGGAGAUCAUUUAAUCUAAAUAGAGAAUGAGGAACUUCAUGGAGAGUGAGCGGAAGGGACAAAGGCCUGAAGGAAAUGUCAGAAGUUGACAAGCUGGCAUAAAUAUUUGAAAUAACAGAAUUUAUCUCCAUGGUAUAUAUUCGCAUACAGUAAACAGCUACAGAGCUACUUCAUGUCAGGGAGUAUGAUUUAUAAUAUUCUAGAUUACAUAUGUUUCUUUUACCACUUAAUGAAAACUUAAUGAAUAUAUUUUGGUUUGUCACCCUGUGUUUGUAUAUAUGUGUGUAUAUUAAACAUUUUUAAAGAUUAAGCAACUGAAAGAUGAUUGUACAUAAUGUACAAGAAAGUCCAAAAUGACAAUUAUUUUCCCAUUGUUCCUUGUUCUGUUUAUAUCCAUCUUUUUACAAGGUGAAUCGAUGAGUGUCAUUGAAGUAACUGGGUUCACUCCAGUAGUUUCAGUUCAAUGGAAGUUACAAAGAAAUUGCACUGUGAGCAACAACUAGAACCAAAUGAGGUUCUUGGUGUAAAUGAAUCUUUGUUGUAAGAUUACAAAAUAAGACAUAUAUGAAAUGUAUUGCAUUUUUAGUUUGGAUCUUGAGACAAAUCUAAAUUGUUUUGCUUUUAGUAGAGGUUUUGGAGAAAUUACAGACAAAAUCUAGAAUAAGUGGUUUUUAAAAUCCUUUGUAAGGAAAGUCAUUACAUCUUUUUUACAAAAUGAGGCUAUAGGCUUUUUUUAAAGCAGACAUUCUGAAAUGUCAUAGAAAAAGCGCAGGAUGAACAUUAUCGAUGACUCAGUUCUGUCCAAGUGUGCCGGUAAUCUGUGAUAGUGAGCCAGGAUGAACAAUACCAGCAUACUGAAACUGAAGCAAUUAAAUGGAAUUCCGCCGUCACUCGUUUUAUUAUUAACACCUGUGCUUUUCCUACCGUGACAUGUCGAAAUGUCGUCUGCAUUUAGUAAGAAAAGAUCGGAAUCACCUUCCUCGUUUGAUCGUAUUUGUUCACUUUCCAGGACCUGAGAAGUGUCACACCUUCCAUCCAAAUUACUUUAUGCCAUCUGAUUUAAUCAGUUACUACAGAUGAUUGUUUUAAUGUUUUGUUUUUUUCGCAGUCAAGAUUACACAGGUAGCAUUAUUAUGAUCAAAAAGUGGAAUUGUCUUAAAUGGAUGAGAAAGCUAUUUUUUGUCUGCAGUUUUCUUUGAAGCAAUGUUAGAUAAUAAAAUAUCCAGUACCUCUGUACACUGCCAUUACUACUGAGUACUCAUAAGCUUCCAAUCUUAAUUUAUCAGAAAAUGUGUU
Molecule: messenger RNA, 3534 nt
Organism: Xiphias gladius (swordfish)
Lineage: Eukaryota; Metazoa; Chordata; Actinopteri; Istiophoriformes; Xiphiidae
Product: E3 ubiquitin-protein ligase ZFP91-like
Exons: 11
Coding region: 317-2257 (646 amino acids)
Biological process (GO): regulation of transcription by RNA polymerase II
Cellular component (GO): nucleus
Molecular function (GO): transcription coregulator activity
Source: RefSeq, a predicted model, not a curated record